AUGCAUAGUACGGAGAUAUAUAUAAAUAAUGUAUUAUACACGAUAACUGAUGAGGUUGCAGUUAUAAAACGAAUAUUAACGGAUGAGGAGUAUGCCACUUCGUUUAUUAUUGGACAAAUUGAAAAUGGCGACAUAGAUCUAGAAGGAAGUGAAACAUUAGAUAUUCAAUUUCAACGUCCAUCGUCCCCUCCUUCACAAAUAGAAUUAAAUUGCCUGCCAUUAAACAAUAAAAGUAAUUUUCUAAAUAUACCUUCGACAAGUUCUGGCUGUACUAGUAGCAUACCUUCAAGUUCUACUUCUACUAAUAUAAUACCCAGUGAUGGUAAUAAAAAUAUAAAUGUGUGGCAGCAAAAAGGAAAGCCUAAUGAAAUGGAUGGAAAAGUAACUUGUUUGUUAUUAAAACUGCGAGGCUCAACCAUAUAUACAAGAAAAUUUAAUGAUAAAUGUUCAGUGAAAAAUAAACUGUGGGAGGAGAUUGCAAAAAAAAUGGGAGAAGAAGGCUUUUGUGUAAGUGGUGUACAGAGCCAACAAAAGUUCAUGAAUUUAUCAAAAAAAUACAUAAUGACCUUCCUAGAGUGAACACCACGUUUCAGUGAGCUCCGAUGUUUUCAAAAAUUUAGUGGUACUUUCAAUAGAAAUAAAGGUUAAUUAGUAAAAACUCGUUCAUAAAGUGACAUAUUGUGUUGAAUUAGUGAAUUUCAAGCCAUAACUGCAAUUAAUAAGGUAUUUUUUUAAAAACAUUUAAGUAAUAUCGGUGUUGCCAUGUCUCCAACUGCUAACACACGAGCUAACAGUGCAUCUAAUCAUUUUGACGAUACUCAAUUAGAAAGCAUGAUUACAAAAAUAUCUUCAAAAUUGCUUAACAAAAUUAACGACAAAUUGGAAAAAAUGACAAAUAGGUUUGAUACCAUAGAUGAUACGUUAAAGUCCCUCGAUGCUAAAUUAAGUCAUUUAGAAGAUGUAGAACAAAAUAAUGUGAAGCAAAUCAUUUCAAUUAAUGAAAAAUUAGAUGAGCUAAAUCAAAAAUCAAGAAUGAAUAGUCUACGUCUAGUUGGUAUAA
Molecule: messenger RNA, 1060 nt
Organism: Psylliodes chrysocephalus
Lineage: Eukaryota; Metazoa; Arthropoda; Insecta; Coleoptera; Chrysomelidae
Source: the annotation of a GenBank genome assembly